AGCCGGGUGGAGGCGAUGGGCGCGCGGCUGAGCGGGGCUUGGGGCGGGGCCGGAGCGCGGGCGGCGGCUGGGAGCGGACGGAGCAUGGAGCGGCAGGGCGGCGGCGGCGGCGGCUGCUGCGUGUGCGCGGGGCGCGGCGCCCCCCGGUACCGCUGCCCGGGCUGCCGGGCCAGAUAUUGUUCUGUCCCCUGCUACAAGAAGCAUAAAGAACAGUGCAGACCCAAACAGGAUCAGGUUGUAAAGACGCUGAUUACAGACCCAUCCUCACCUUUCAGAAGAGUUAAACCAGUGGAAAAUGAAGGAAGCCAUUGGUCUGUAGAUGAUAUCCUGACAGAAGAUGAUGAGGUGGACAGAGUUCCAUUGCAGAAACUCAAACUCUUAGGGGAGUCUAAAGAACUGAGAAGCUUACUACUCAACCCCCAUCUGCAGCAACUUCUGUUAACUGUAGAUCAAGCCAAAGAAAAAGAUUCCCUCAUGAAAAUAUAUAUGCAAGAGCCAUUAUUUGUGGAGUUUGCAGACUGCUGCUUGAGGGUUGUUGAACCUCCAGAGAAAGAGAAUUGGCUUUUGGAGUGAGACUCUUCAGGAACAGAACUAAUCAUGAAUUUUUCUAAACCUGGAAGAAAUGUUUUAUUACCAUGUGCUUUGCUGAAACAGCCUCAGAUGGUUCUCUCUCUCUCCCCCCCUACCCAGUAAAACAUAUUUAACUCCUGGAUGUCUGCACUCUAAUUCUCACCUCCAGCGUUGUCAUAGGGUAAGCUAUGUCACAGGUGGCUGAAGAGAGGAGGAAUAUGUAUGCAUCUACUAGGUGUAAUUGAAGGUUAGUGUUUUAGUGCUGUGACUUACUUUCUCUUAGUACAGGUUCCAUUGCCAACAGUAGCUGUGCUAGGCAUUGCUGCUGUCAGGUGUGUAAGGAAGGAGAAAGGUUAGAUUAAGUCCCCUAGUGUUUAAAACUUUAUCCUUCAAGCAUUUGACAAACCUUGCUGAGAAAUUAGAGUCCAGAGAGCUGCACAAGAUAUUUAUUAAAAUGCUAGGUAGGGAAGAUUAACAAACAAAACAUACAUUUCCCUGCUUCAGGUCAAGCAAGAGGAAAAGAGCCCUUUUGAGCUCUCUCUUGCUCUAAAGGUUCCCAUGCUAAGAAACACUUCUGCCCCUCCACAAUCUGACCCUAAUCCUGGGGAUGGGUGCAACAGUGAAGGGCUCUGGACCUUAGCAGCAUCAAGAGGGUGAAACUUGUUGUAUACUUUUAUCUGAGUUUGGAGCAAUACAAUUUAACUGCUUAAAAGCAGCAUGUUAAUUUUUCUUCAGCUGGUCAGAUACAUUGAGCCCAGUCUUAUGAUCCCACUUUUCCUGAGACAGUUGUGUCCAGCACUAAGCUCCACCAAUUCUUGUAUUUUAUUCAUAAGCAUUAGCAACCUGUUGAAUUUUAGUGCUCUUCGAGGUAAAUGGCUGUAUGUUUGCCUCGGGGGGGAAGAAGAGAUUGGGGGAUGAUCCCUACUAGUGUUCAGAUUUCUUGAAAAACUCACUGUUGACCUCUUACUUUUCCCUAUGCAGUGGAGGGCUGGAAGGAUAUUUUACAUCAGAUCAUAGAGCUAUUUGUUCAAUUAUUUCCCCAAAAAUAAUUUAGUUCUAUUAAAGGUUGUUGUGAUUGUU
Molecule: messenger RNA, 1650 nt
Organism: Caretta caretta (loggerhead turtle)
Lineage: Eukaryota; Metazoa; Chordata; Testudines; Cheloniidae
Gene: ZNHIT3
Product: zinc finger HIT-type containing 3
Biological process (GO): box C/D snoRNP assembly; snoRNA localization; maturation of LSU-rRNA from tricistronic rRNA transcript (SSU-rRNA, 5.8S rRNA, LSU-rRNA)
Cellular component (GO): nucleus; pre-snoRNP complex
Molecular function (GO): protein binding
Source: RefSeq, a predicted model, not a curated record